GCUUGUUCUUCAAACAAGGAAGAGCUUCGUUAGAGCGAGGUUUAGUUUCAAUUAAGUUUACGUAAUGUCAAGGCGAGUUACGUGGUGCUUUUUUGCAGUUCUUUUAUUGAAUCACCGUAUUGAAGCUCGUGUUGUCUGUAGUAGUGAGGAAUUUCCGACGUAUUCGUCUGAUUUACCUCCAUGCAUACCUUGCCCUAAAACUAAACUGGGUUGUGAGAAUCUCAAGUCUUUGUACACAGAUGCUUAUCUCAGCUGUCUAAAAUGUGCUAACCUCAACACUAAGACUAUUACAGCAUCUUCCACUCCCAGUAAAAAUAUAUCAUAUGAAGCCAACUUGACUGACCCAACUACACUUACAGAGUCUACCAGUGAACAUAUAUCACACAAAGACUUCAAUGAAGACUCGUCAGCAAACAAAGGCUUUCCAACCUGGGCAAUAUGGCUAUGCGUUAUUGUGCCUGUUAGCAUCCUAUUAAUAAUAUCAGUAGUUUUUUCAAAACAAAUAUGGAGGAGAUUUUUCACAACAAGCACACUUGUCUCUUCAACAGUCAACGUCACACAUCCAAUUGUUUCAAAUAUUGCCACAGAACACAAUGAUGCAACUGAAUGUCAACCCAAUGUCAGGUCCCGCUUAACAAGUGAAGGAGUUAAUACUGCCAUUGACAAAGUUGAAACACUAGAUGACGCAGAUGACGUCUAACCUGUGCGAUGACUACCAUCUGAUUAUAUGAGCAUAUGUGAUAUUGCACUAACAAAAUUUAUUGUAAGCUACAGCUAUUUAUGAUUAAUUAGGAAAUUAUUUUUUUAUGGAAAUAUAAUAUAUUUUAAUUACAAAAAAUUUGUAAGACUCAUCAUAUUCUGAUUAAAGGU
Molecule: messenger RNA, 870 nt
Organism: Dendronephthya gigantea
Lineage: Eukaryota; Metazoa; Cnidaria; Anthozoa; Malacalcyonacea; Nephtheidae
Exons: 4
Coding region: 65-700 (211 amino acids)
Source: RefSeq, a predicted model, not a curated record